AUCACUAAAACUGAAAUGUUGAAAACGCGCCAAGAUUCAAAAUCACAAAAUUUCCAAGAAAAACAAACCCUAGUUUUCUUCCCCAAAAUCAAACGCAUUCCCUUUUUCAUUUUCCUCUUAAUCACUUCGUCACUUCAUUCUUUCAUUUUGAUUUUGUUACUUCGAUCUCCAAUUUCUUACCCUAACUCACUAUCACAGUAACCCCAAUCAGCACUCCGCAGUAGCUAUCGUCGCUGCUCACUCUGUCAGUAACUUGUGGCGGCACGAUUCACUCCGUCAUAGCUCAGUUCACUCUUUCGAUGAGUUAAGUGAAGUGCGGAAGCAGCAGGCAGGAGGAUAUGAAUACUAAGUACUAUGAUAUUGAUGAUAUUAUUAUGGAGGAAGAGACUGUGUCAGUUAUAUUUCAGAAGACUGCAUCUGGAGUGGGAAUAGAUCCCAGUUCUGAAAAGGACUUUAUUGAAACUGGUUCAAAAGUUGAAUUGCCAUUUUGGCUUGCUCAUGAGUUACAGAUGAGACAGGCAGUAUCAGUCAACAUUCCCUCUUGUUUUGAUAAAACAACAAGGCUAGAGAUCCAAGCUGAUUCGGCCGGUGUGGAUCUGAGGUCCAGAUGUCCAUUCUUUUAUGAGUUUGGUUGCAAGAUAGCACCCAUAGUUGGCGACCGAACCAUUGGGUUUCUGUUGUUGUCUGCUUUUAAGAGUAGGUACAAGGAAAUUCUCACGAAGGCCCAUUCUGUAGCAUUUGCUGCUGGUUCCAAAUUUUGGUCUAUUCUGACAAAAGAAGAGAUCAACUUGUAUGAGACAGCUCAAUCCGAAAUGGCAUCCUUCAAAAAGUGGCGAAUGGGAGGGCCCAGAUUUCAGAUAGCUUCUGUUCUGGGAAAAAAGAGAAAAUCCACUGAAUAGUCGCUUUGCUUUAAACCUUGUAAGCAUCUAUAUGUCCCAAUGUUAUGCUGUUCUGAAUAUGUAUAAAAAAUGUCAGUUUUUUUGUGUUCAUGUAGACUUGAUACAAAUAUAAUGCGUUGUAAAUUUCCAAUUACGGAUACAUAAACGUAGAAGUGAAUUUACUGACCACCUUGUGGCUAUGUUGUGUGCCAGUGAGUCAUAGUCGAAUCAUCUGUACCAUAACACUGAUCACGGGUUGUGCCUAUAGUGUACUAAGUUGCUCGGGUGUGAUUUUUUGAAUUUUUCACACACAGCAUACUUUUCACCAAAA
Messenger RNA from Vigna angularis (adzuki bean), 1209 nucleotides. RefSeq names its product DNA replication complex GINS protein PSF3. The transcript has 7 exons. The record is from RefSeq and is a predicted model, not a curated record. Gene Ontology annotation, cellular component: GINS complex. The coding region runs from base 339 to 899 and encodes 186 amino acids. Gene Ontology annotation, biological process: mitotic DNA replication initiation. Lineage: Eukaryota; Viridiplantae; Streptophyta; Magnoliopsida; Fabales; Fabaceae.